CAUCGAGUGAAAGAGAAGAACAUUGAUUCCUCUGUGCCAGAAACAGAGACAAAGAAAUGGUUCCUUGGAACUCAUUUCCAUUAGAAGUGACUUACCAAGUAUUUGGUUGGUUAGCUUUUCUUUCAUGGGCAGUUGCUGGCUACCCACAACUCAUCUUGAAUUUUCGUAGGAAAAGUGUGGUGGGAUUAAGUUUGGAUUUUCAGAUUCUGAGCUUAACCAAGCACUGUACAUAUCUCAUAUACAAUGCUUCCCUCUUCUUUAGCCCUGUUGUUCAGAAACAGUAUUUUGAGAAGUAUGGUUAUGAACAGAUGAUUCCUGUUGCAGCUAACGAUGUUGCUUUCUCUAGUCAUGCAGUCAUAUUACAUCUAAUUAUAAUUUGCCAAUUUGCUAUGUUUGAACGUGGAAAUCAGAAAUUCUCCAUCUAUACCAUUGCAGUAGCUGUUGCAGUGUGGUUUAGUGCUGCUGUUUGCUUUUUCAUUGCAUUGCCGAGCCAAUCUUGGCUUUGGCUAGUUUCCAUCUUCAACAUAAUUCAAGCAAUUAUGACCCUCAUCAAAUACUUUCCCCAGACACUCCUGAACUUUUUGAGGAAAAGCACAGAUGGAUUUAGCAUUGGAACUGUUCUACUUGAUUUUUCUGGAGGUGUAUUUAAUUAUUCACAAAUGGCUGUGCAGUCCAUAGACCAAGGUUCCUGGGUGAACUUCUAUGGAAACAUUGGGAAAGUACUUAUAUCCUUGGUAACAAUAUCCUAUGAUUCUAUCUUAAUGUGUCAGCAUUAUGUAGUGUACCCUGAUAACAAGAAAGGGCUUCCUUCUAAAAAUUCUGAAGAAAUCAAACAACCACUGAUCUGGGAAAGUCCAAAAAGUCAAAGAGAGAAAUAA
Molecule: messenger RNA, 878 nt
Organism: Vigna umbellata (rice bean)
Lineage: Eukaryota; Viridiplantae; Streptophyta; Magnoliopsida; Fabales; Fabaceae
Source: RefSeq, a predicted model, not a curated record